AUGUCAGCAAUUAUUAACGAUCAGAAUUUUCACCAUGAUAUUUAUUCUAUUCUAAGUCCAGCGUUUGGAUACCGUUUCUCUGAAAAUCACCUACAAAAGAUCUUAGCCGUACUUGAAUUCUAUUGUCGGUAUCGUAAUCAUCUCAUCGAAUUUGAUCUGAUUAGAAAAGGGAUUACUGAACAAGAUUUAACUGAUCUUUGGACACCUGAUUUUGAUUUUGUUCUCUCAUUCAAACUUGAAUUUUGGCCAGAAGAUUUACACUGGUUUCUCAAACGGUUUGAAGAACACCGUCCUUUACUCUAUGAAAAAAUAAAAACCAUUUAUAUGCAUGUCGUACCAAAAUGGUCUGGAAAAUCGUCAAUAGAAAACAAAAAUAUUGAAUUUCGCUAUUCUUUUUCACUCAUUGAAAUGAAAUUAGCUGCUGAACGUUCCGAAAUUGAACAAAUUUUGAAUCGUGUAGCUCGUGGUCUCUUCUAUAAAUAUCUUCAUAAGUCUGCCGAUGUGAAAUCAGACAAUGAGAAAUAUCUAACAUCUUAUUUUGUAAAGACUACAGUUCUAUGGAUGUGUGAAAUAAUUAAUUUUGAUAGUAUUUAUACUUACACACUCACGACAGAGGAAAAAUUAGCUGAACGAGUGGCGAAACGUUGGAUUGACUUUGCAUGUUCAAAGCUAGAGGAAGGAAACUGUCCGCACUAUUUUAUCAAAGAUUUGAACUUACUGGAAGGCCUCUCCUCUUCAUAUCUCAAACAGCUCUGUACUGUUCUAAAAACGAAAAUCAAUUUCAAAGAUAAUCAAAUGACAGAACUAUCUCACGUUGAACUAGAUGAAAAUCAAUUGAAUAGUUUAAGUCCAAGUCAAAUGGAAACUUUUGCAGAACUCUUCACAUUACCUCAACUUUCGAAUGAUUGUAAAGAACUUUCUAACAAGGUGAUGGGUAGUCAUUCUUCUACAAGAAAUGAAAGUUUGCUUCUAGACAGUGAUACGCAAGGAUUACUGUGUCUAUUUAUGUUAGCAAUGUAUGAUAGUUUUGAAUUAGAUAACUGGACGAGAUGGAAACGAUUAUUUGUUGAUAGUGUAGCAGCUGAAAGUAAACCAGUUCUGUAUCCUCGUGCUGACGAUGAAACUUUAAGUCAAAUAACUAUAAGUCCACUGUAUGUUGUAGCAACGAUGGUAUCAGCUUGCAGUGUAAAAGAAAUUGAUCAACGAAUCUCUGUUUCUAACUUUAACGAACAGCUACAGGCAGCGUAUUCAAGACCAUUCUAUAGUAUGGGGAAUAUGAUACCACAAAUAAUGACACGAAAUAUGCAAAUGCUACAACAAUUGGAUGAUGAAUCGACGAAUCGGACAGUGGCAAAAGAUAUCAUGCCAAUGGUCAAUGAACUUGUUAAUGAAUAUCAGGCAACGGCGCCAAAUUUUUUCAAUCAGUUGUUCUAUUCAGAUCAGCAUUUAACACAAGAAGGAGGAACUACUACUGCAAUACCUGAACUAGUACAGUCUGAGUAUGAUGAGGAUUCUAUACUGUCACAAGUUUGUAUUAUAAGUUAG
Didymodactylos carnosus is the source of this 1545-nucleotide messenger RNA. The record is from the annotation of a GenBank genome assembly. Lineage: Eukaryota; Metazoa; Rotifera; Eurotatoria; Philodinida; Philodinidae.